This is a messenger RNA of Hevea brasiliensis (rubber tree), 1069 nucleotides long. RefSeq lists its product as uncharacterized. The coding region runs from base 215 to 955 and encodes 246 amino acids. The transcript has 4 exons. Gene Ontology annotation, biological process: mitochondrial proton-transporting ATP synthase complex assembly. The record is from RefSeq and is a predicted model, not a curated record. NCBI's taxonomy places the organism in Eukaryota, Viridiplantae, Streptophyta, Magnoliopsida, Malpighiales, Euphorbiaceae. Gene Ontology annotation, cellular component: mitochondrion.
UCUCCAUUCACAAAACGAUGCGUUUUCCUUUAAGCUUUUGAACAGUCCAGUUGAACCCUUAGUUCUGGCUCCCUCGACUUGUACUCAUUCCUCGCUGCGCCUAUGCUGUUUGAUGAAAUUCUUGAAUGAACUAGUGAAGCCAUUCUGAAUUUAGCUACCUUUUAAUUGUUAAUAACUGAACUUUAUCCCUCUUUGAUAAGCUUAACGUUACAAUAUGCAACGCUUAUCAUCAAGACUCUCAAGAACCUUAUCGUUCUCAAUUGUCCCCAUUACUUCAUUAAAACAGCGAAAUUUAACUACCCGCUCUGUGAACUCGACUCUCCAAACCCUCCGGCAACAAGAACCCACCAUUCCAGGUCGCUUCCUCAAAUGGGGUUCGCUUGGUUUUGUUAGAACCUCAAGGUUUGCCACUGGGUUCACUCCGCUGCAGCCAAAGCCGCUUGAUUCGAUAAUGGAUAUUGAACGGGCCAAGGACAAGUACCCUGAGGACCUCGCUUCCAUUUGGGAUGACUAUCACUUGGGAAGAGGUCAUAUUGGUGCGUCUGUGACAGCCAAUCUUUAUCAUUUGUUGGUGCAAAGAGCAGCAGAUUGCCGGUAUUUUGUUAUUCCUCUGUGGAGAGGAAGUGGUUAUUCAACGAUAUUUGCUCAAGUACAGAUGCCACACAUGCUUUUCACUGGACUUGAAGAUUACAAGGCAAGAGGAACUCAGGCAGCACCCUACUUCACCGCCUCUUUUUAUACUGAAUUUGCAGAAACCAAGGAUUUGGUCCUUAUCCGGGGAGAUAUUGUUUUUACCAGCAAGCUCGCCGAUGAAGAGGCAAAGUGGCUUUUAGAGACUGCUCAAUCUUUUUAUUUGAAUGAUGGGAGGUACAAGCUGGUUGAACGGUUCAACAAAGAAACGCGUGAUUUUGAAUUCAAGGAUGUCUUGCGAGCACUGGAUAUGCCCAUUCUGUGAUUUCUGAUCUAAUUAAUUAUGGCUAAAUAGAAUUGGGACUAUAAAGGAGAAUGAUUUGAUGUAUUGAGAAUGUUGAAAUUUUUAUUGGGAAAAGCUGACGCACAUCUUUUUCUA